AUGAGCGUUUGUGGAUCGGACGGUACAACAUACGACAGCAUGUGUCAACUUAUUCAGUUCGCCUGUAAACACCAACUCGAUUUAGUGGCGGUCUCGCUUGGAAUUUGCUCGGACGACCGGAAGUCGAAUCUUAAUUUGGAGAUGGAAGAAGAUCGUGUUUAUGGAAUCAACAAGCAUGGUCUCCAUUUACACAUGAACAUAACUCUUACGGACUGGGCGUCAGCCAUGGAACUGAAAAGAUCUUGCCUUUUUUAUAAUCGAAGAGUUGAGCACCUAAGACGAAAGUCGACGAUGCACUCUGCACCACUAAACCUUCGUCGAUUCCAAGGUUCGGGUGGAGUUUUCAAACGGGAAGGUCCUAAAGUCGGCAAUGGACGAAUCACAUUGACACCGCGCUCUUCAAAUGGCGUGAUCUUGUUCGCUCGAGGCGACCGCAAUAUCUUCACACUGCGAAUGGAAAUGCGCCGUUUAGUGGCAGAGUAA
Cooperia oncophora is the source of this 483-nucleotide messenger RNA. NCBI's taxonomy places the organism in Eukaryota, Metazoa, Nematoda, Chromadorea, Rhabditida, Trichostrongylidae. The record is from the annotation of a GenBank genome assembly.